Molecule: messenger RNA, 633 nt
Organism: Aphanomyces astaci
Lineage: Eukaryota; Oomycota; Saprolegniomycetes; Saprolegniales; Verrucalvaceae
Exons: 2
Coding region: 1-633 (210 amino acids)
Source: RefSeq, a predicted model, not a curated record
AUGCAAAGAACCGCCGUGGACUUGGAAGAGCGCGUGUCGUACAUUCAGUCCGUCACCAAAGGCCAGGGCGACAAGGAGGACGACUUUGCUGCCAUCAAGACACCGGGUGAGCUGGAAGGUGGUGCCAUCGUCGCAGGCGGGGCCCUCGACCUGUUUUCCCGAGAAGCGUUUGGGUUGUUCGCACAGUACGCCGCGGUGGGGGUGAUCUACGGCAUGAUUCCGUCGCUCAACUACCCCAUUUUCAACGUGUACCUCAACUUGGAGGGGUACCAGACGUCGGCGUACAGUCAGUUGGUGACCAUGGGCUGGUCGUUCAAGGUGUUUAUGGGAUUGUUUUCCGACUGCUUUCCCAUCUUUGGCUACCGCCGCAAGUCGUGGAUGUUGAUUGGGUGGACCUUGACCAUGAUCUGCUUGACUGUGAUGACGUUUUCUUCGUUGGGGGACCCGUACUGCGACCGCGUUAAGGCCAAGGCGAUGAACUCAACGGCGUGCUCCCGCGUCUUCUCGCGUGCGUCGGAGAAGGAGAAGGACUUGUUCAACUUGGGCGCUCCGGACCAGGGCACCAAGUUCAUCAUGUUGUCCAUGAUCGUGUCGUUGGGCGCGAGCCGUUGGCUGUCCGCGGCCGUGUCUUGA